UCUUUGUUUGUUUGACAAAAAACGCUGGGAAUUGUUUGUUUCCAUCGUCUUCGUAUCCACCACUCCACCGUAUUAGGGUUCUUUGCUGAAGAAGAAGAAGAAGAAGAAGAAGAAGAUGACUCAAGACGAAGAGAUGAAAGAUCUCCCAACACCUUCUCAAUCUAUUCCUUCCACAUUGCAACAUUUGAAGGAAAUAGCAUCGAUCAUUGAAACUGGUUCCAACUUGAAGGAAGUUCGCAAAAUUUCUCGUGCUGUGCGCCUUACUUUGGCGUUAAGGUCCAAACUCACUGCUCCUGUUCUCUCUUCUUUCCUUCAUUAUGUUCUUCCUCCUCAUUCUACCUUAUCUUCUUAUCUUCCCAAUUCAAAGGGUGGUGAUCAUGAGAUGGAAGUGGACACUGCAACAUCUGCAGCUAUUCAAACUCCAGCCAAGCACUUGUUGCCAGAGCUAGAAAUCUACUGUUACUUCCUCGUGCUUCUUUUUCUGAUUGAUCAGAAACGAUACAAUGAGGCCAAAGCUUGUUCCUCAGCUAGCAUUGAUCGGCUCAAGAACUUGAAUAGAAGAACUGUUGAUGUUAUUGCUUCGAGACUAUACUUUUAUUACUCAUAUAGCUAUGAGCUUACUGGAGAUCUUGCUGAAAUUCGAGGUACCCUCUUUCAGUUGCACCGGAUUGCUACCUUGCGCCAUGAUGAGCUUGGUCAGGAAACACUUCUUAAUUUGUUACUUCGUAACUACCUCCACUACAACCUAUAUGAUCAGGCAGAGAAGUUGAGGUCGAAGGCUCCACGAUUUGAGGCACAUUCAAACCAGCAGUUCUGUCGCUAUCUCUUCUACCUCGGGAAAAUUCGGACCAUUCAGUUGGAGUAUACCGAUGCAAAAGAGUCUCUCCUGCAGGCUGCUCGUAAAGCACCAGUUGCAGCACAGGGGUUUCGGAUUCAGUGUAACAAGUGGGCCAUUAUAGUUCGUUUACUGUUGGGAGAAAUUCCUGAGAGGACUAUCUUUGUCCAGAAAGGAAUGGAGAAAGCUUUGAGGCCUUACUUUGAACUUACUAAUGCUGUUAGGAUUGGUGAUUUAGAGCUCUUUAGGAAUGUUGCAGAGAAGUAUGCUACUACUUUCAAUACAGACGGAACCAAUAAUUUGAUCGUUCGAUUGCGCCAUAAUGUCAUCAGGACUGGUUUGCGUAACAUCAGUAUAUCGUAUUCUCGCAUCUCACUGGCCGAUGUAGCUCAGAAAUUGAGGUUGAGCUCUGCAGAUCCCAUUGCUGAUGCUGAAAGCAUUAUAUCAAAGGCUAUCCGUGAUGGGGCAAUUGAUGCGACAUUGGAUCAUGCUAAUGGAUGGAUGGUGUCCAAGGAAAUUGGAGAUAUUUACUCUACAAAUGAGCCUCAGUUGGCCUUUAAUUCUCGGAUUGCCUUCUGUCUUAACAUGCACAAUGAGGCUGUUCAAGCACUGCGUUUUCCAAAAAACACACACAAGGAGAAAGAAAUUGCUGAGAAGCGGAGAGAGAGGCAACAGCAAGAGCAAGAACUGGCAAAGCAUAUUGAGGAGGAAGAUGAUGAUGAUGACUUCUGAUGAUGAUGAUAUUAUUUUUAUCUUACCAAUUUCUGUCAGGAUCUCUCCAUUUGCUCCCUCGUGUGGAGAACUGUUUAUCAUGUGGAGAACUUCCAUAAUACCAUCUUUGUGAAACGUGGGUUUACUUUACCUUUUAGAUGGAAGAUCCCUGAAAUAUUCACUAUUUAUUUCCAAUCAUUGUGGAAAAAGAAUUUACUCAUUGGCCAAAAACAAUGGAAGUACUUAAUUAUUGCGGAUGACUAAUUGAGUUUUCCUUUUUUGUUGAUAAGAUGAGUAAUUGAGUUUUCACUAAUUAUCUAUGGCUAUGUCUAUCGAUAAAACUCACACCUGGUGCUGAGAAGUAAGGAAUUGCGGGUUUGAAUAUGUAGAACGUUUUCCGGUUCUUUAUUGUAUGAUUAGAGAUAAUGUUUGAUACAUUGAAAACCAUAUGUGAUAAUAUUGAAAUGCUGCUGCAA
Messenger RNA from Medicago truncatula (barrel medic), 2022 nucleotides. RefSeq names its product probable 26S proteasome non-ATPase regulatory subunit 3. Bases 116 to 1567 code for a protein of 483 amino acids. The record is from RefSeq and is a predicted model, not a curated record. Gene Ontology annotation, molecular function: enzyme regulator activity. The transcript has 8 exons. NCBI's taxonomy places the organism in Eukaryota, Viridiplantae, Streptophyta, Magnoliopsida, Fabales, Fabaceae. Gene Ontology annotation, cellular component: proteasome complex; proteasome regulatory particle, lid subcomplex. Gene Ontology annotation, biological process: regulation of protein catabolic process; ubiquitin-dependent protein catabolic process.